Messenger RNA from Owenia fusiformis, 1034 nucleotides. Lineage: Eukaryota; Metazoa; Annelida; Polychaeta; Sabellida; Oweniidae. The record is from the annotation of a GenBank genome assembly.
UGCAAUCUAUUUAUCAAGACGUGUUCAUCGCAACUGUGAUAUAUAAUACAAGCAAAGAUGUUCGUUGAGAGCUGUUUAGUAAUGCUUGAAGAUAUAAUGUCGUUGAUACAGACCUUGUCAUCGGAUGUGAUUGAUACCAUCGUGAGUUUGAUUCAUAGUCAACUCUUAAAAUAUAUUCCAAGUCUACUGAAUCGUCUAUCAGCGUGGUUGGCAUCAUUUCUGAGAGUGUUGACUCUCGCACUAGAUGUUCUACGAAAUGCUGCAUACUUGAAAGAUUAUCUAAAAGGGCUCAUUGGUCGCUCCCACGCGGUUUCAUCAACGCAGUUUCAUCAAGUACAGGCUGAACAGACUGGUAAAGGUGACAGUGUAAAGGAACCGACGCCUCUUGAUCUUGGCAAUACGAAUGAGGAAUACUCAGAACGAUCGACUGAAGCCGUCAUCGAUGUUACGAUUAAUCCCUCGCUUAUAAGGAGUCGGUUUAUUGAUACGGAGGUAACCGAUUAUAUCAAAGCAAGAAGCGCCUGCAAAUCACCUAUGAUGAGAAUGGGUACUCGUCCUUUGAGACAAUCACCGACAGAUGUUGAUUUCUUUGACAUUGAUUCUAAGAUUUACAAUACCAUGCGGCGCCAACGUUUGACCUCUAUGCCAAAAAUAAAGCACGGAAUCUCUGCGUUGAAGCCUGUUGCAUAUGAGGCCCCGAUACACGACAUCCACGAUUUAAGCGUCAACGUUAAAGUAUGCUCGGUGUCUCAGACGCCAAAAGAAGUUGUUGACUUCAGUAAUACUGCUAGCAUAACAGAACCAACUCCCCACAGGAUGGUGGAGUUAAAGGACGAAGUAAAAAUAGUAAAUACAAAGCAGCAAUCGCCAAAGAAGAAGUCACUUGCGAAACGAAUAAGGAAGUUCUUGACGCCUAAAAAGUUGAUUUCAUUUGGAAGAAACUUGAAAAAUCCGUAUAUCACUAUGGCAAAUAAAUACUGUAAUAUCUUUUCAUGACAUGUUUUUGAUACCAAUUGUUGCUAUAUUUGAAUUAU